UUUUUGACAAAAUAAAAUACUGGUAGUACAUCAUGAUGUUUCGAGGGAACAGAUAAUAUGGAAAACCCGGCAGCUCCAUUGAUGCACAUGGUGGGUAAUUAAGCUUUGAUUUGAUAAACCACAACAAGUCCAUGGCCGCUGCAAAGGCCUCCCUCCUCUUCUCUCCCUCGGAGUGCUUUAAGGCCUCCUUCCUCUCGUCUCCCUCGGAGUGCUUUAAAAAAGAGUGCUUUCUCACAACUCGUCUCUGCAAACUCUUCCCCACUACUCAAAAGCCCUCUUUUCCCUCUCCCUUCUCCUCUUCUAUUACCUUAACCAAUGUCCUUAAUGCCGAUGCUGUAUAUACCAAAUUGCCUCCCCGACUACGGAAUGCAAGGCAGGAGCAGGACCGAGACGCUAUUUCUCUACUCAACGAGCGAAUUCGCCGGGAGCAUGCUAAGAGAGAUCACUCCCCUCUUAGGCCGACCAUGGAUUCCGAGGAGGCUGAUAUGUACAUUCAGCUGGUCAAAGAGCAGCAGCAAAGGGGACUCCAGAAGCUCAAAACCGACAGAGCCAGACAAGGUGCUGCACAUGAUGCACCACAACCUACCUUUAGUUACAAGGUGGACCCUUACACUCUACGUUCCGGCGAUUACGUGGUCCACAGGAAGGUUGGAAUUGGACGAUUCGUCGGCAUCAAAUAUGACGUUCCAAGGGAUUCCAAGGAGCCUAUUGAAUACGUCUUUAUUGAGUACGCUGACGGUAUGGCUAAAUUGCCCGUUAAGCAGGCAUCUCGUUUACUCUACCGUUACAAUCUCCCUAAUGAAACCAAAAGGCCACGGACUUUGAGCAAGUUAAGUGAUACUAGUGCAUGGGAGAGGAGAAGGAUGAAGGGAAAAGUUGCAGUUCAGAAAAUGGUUGUAGAUCUAAUGGAGCUAUACCUACACAGGUUAAAACAAAAAAGGCCUCCAUACCCAAAGACUCCAGCUAUGGCUGAAUUUGCAUCUCAGUUCCCUUUUGAGCCCACACCGGAUCAGAAACAGGCUAUCUCAGAUGUAGAAAGGGACUUGACAGAGAGGGAAAACCCAAUGGACAGAUUAAUUUGCGGAGACGUUGGUUUUGGUAAAACUGAGGUUGCACUGCGUGCCAUCUUCUGUGUAGUCUCUGCAGGGAAGCAAGCUAUGGUUCUAGCGCCAACUAUAGUUUUAGCUAAACAACAUUUUGAUGUUAUUUCAGAGAGAUUCUCAAGAUAUCUUAACAUAAGAGUUGGACUUCUUAGCAGGUUUCAGACCAAGUCAGAGAAAGAGGAGUACUUGAGUAUGAUUAAAGACGGAUGUGUGGACAUUAUUGUUGGGACUCAUUCACUACUUGGCAAUCGGGUUGAAUAUAAUAAUCUGGGUCUACUUGUGGUUGAUGAGGAACAGAGGUUUGGUGUAAAACAGAAGGAGAGGAUUGCUUCAUUUAAAACUUCAGUGGAUGUACUCACACUUUCAGCAACGCCUAUUCCGAGAACUCUAUAUUUAGCAUUAACUGGAUUUCGUGACGCUAGUUUGAUCUCAACACCACCUCCUGAGAGAGUUCCAAUAAGAACGCAUCUUUCAGCUUACAGCAAGGACAAAGUAAUAUCAGCUAUCAAGCAUGAAUUGGACCGUGGUGGCCGAGUUUUUUAUGUAUUGCCCCGUAUUAAAGGUCUGGAGGAUGUUAUGGAAUUCUUAGAACAAGCAUUUCCACAUGUUGAAAUAGCUAUUGCUCAUGGAAAGCAAUACUCAAAACAGCUUGAGGAAACUAUGGAAAGAUUUGCACGGGGAGAUAUUAGAAUCCUUAUAUGUACAAACAUAGUAGAAAGUGGCCUUGAUAUUCAAAAUGCAAACACAAUCAUCAUUCAAGAUGCUCAGCAAUUUGGACUUGCACAGUUGUAUCAGUUGCGUGGAAGGGUCGGACGGGCGGAUAAGGAAGCUCAUGCACACUUAUUUUAUCCUGACAAAUCACUUCUUUCUGACCAUGCACUAGAGAGGCUUGCUGCUCUUGAAGAGUGCUGUGAACUUGGUCAGGGUUUUCAGCUUGCAGAAAGAGACAUGGCUAUUAGAGGAUUUGGCAAUAUUUUUGGUGAGCAACAGACAGGGGAUGUCGGCAAUGUGGGCAUUGAUCUAUUCUUUGAGAUGCUGUUUGAAAGCUUGUCAAAGGUUGAUGAGCAUCGUGUAAUAUCAGUUCCUUACCCUGCAAUGAAGCUUGAUAUCAAUAUAAACCCUCAUCUUCCUUCUGAGUACAUAAACCAUUUGGAGAAUCCCAUGCAAAUCAUUAAUGGCGCUGAAAAAGCAGCUGAAAAGGACAUUUUCAGCUUGAUGCAAUUUACGGAAAAUCUGAGGCGUCAGUAUGGCAAAGAACCUUACUCUAUGGAAAUCCUAUUGAAAAAGCUUUAUGUCAGAAGAAUGGCAGCUGAUUUAGGAAUUACCAGCAUUUAUGCUUCAGGAAAGAUGGUUGGCAUGAAAACAAACAUGUCAAAAAAGGUUUUCAAGUUGAUAACUGAUUCAGCAACUUCAGAUAUUCAUCAGAAUUCUUUGAUAUUUGAAGAUGGCCAAAUAAAGGCUGAACUGCUCUUGGAGCUCCCUAAAGAACAGUUGCUGAAUUGGAUCUUCCAAUGCCUAGCAGAAUUAUAUUCCUCAUUGCCGACCUUGAUAAAAUAUUAGUCCUUUCAAAUGAACUCUGAUUCUUACGUCAUCUAGCAGGCAGCCCAAUGGCCAUCGCCCAUCGCUAUAAUAGGGUCCUGGGCGGGUGGUUUAAUUAAGAACGUUAGGAUCUUGUCUCUCAUCAGUGGCUGUUCCCACAUGUACAGUAUGAAAAAUUGAGAUAGAUCUGUAUCGUCUAUUAAAGCAGAUUAUGUGAUAUCCAACUGGCACUUUCCAUUCUUCGCGGGCAAUCAAUCUAUAUCAGAAGUAAAAGCCACGAGGAGUGCAUUGCCUUCUGAGACAAGGAUUAGCGGAGUUGUUUAAUACAAGAUAUAGGAUAUAUUGAUGGACUAUCAAAAUAACUUUCUGUUUCUUGUGAAAGAUAUGUUUACGUGUCAACAUAAAACAAUUAGGAUCCUUCAUUACCCUAUUUGAACAGGGAAAGAACACGGGAUCAGAUUUUGUCUUUCACGUUCCCUGGACCCAUGUCAUUUUUCUAUCCAUUUUAGAUGUCCUCUUCAUGAUGUUUUUUCUUUCUUCUGAAUUAUGGCGCUUCAACGAAUUUGUGUUACAUAUUUAUUCAAGACGUCUGUGCCAAAUGUGAUUAUAAAUCUAA
Messenger RNA from Solanum dulcamara, 3258 nucleotides. Its product is annotated as ATP-dependent DNA helicase At3g02060, chloroplastic. Lineage: Eukaryota; Viridiplantae; Streptophyta; Magnoliopsida; Solanales; Solanaceae. The record is from RefSeq and is a predicted model, not a curated record. Gene Ontology annotation, molecular function: ATP binding; nucleic acid binding. The transcript has 14 exons. The coding region runs from base 132 to 2663 and encodes 843 amino acids.